This is a messenger RNA of Paramuricea clavata, 1761 nucleotides long. The record is from the annotation of a GenBank genome assembly. NCBI's taxonomy places the organism in Eukaryota, Metazoa, Cnidaria, Anthozoa, Malacalcyonacea, Plexauridae.
AUGGAUCGGCCUGAGUCCAAGACACAAACAAAUCCAAUAGACAUGUCCACUUUGCUUUUGAAAUUGUUCCCCAACAUUAAAGCAGUGUCCCAAGAGAGAAUCAACUUGCUACCGAAAUCCCCAGUUAAGAUUCCCAGCAUGAAAUUCUUCAUAACAAACAACAUGCAAAAUGUUUCCAAGACAUAUGCAGAAAGUAUGCCUUACUGGGUGGUGGGCAAAUAUUUCAAUCCAGAGUCUGAGCGUCAAAGAUUGCUGGUUAACGACUAUCAACAAACUGAAGUAAAAGAGAUGAGACGUAUGAAUAACACCAAACUUGUUGACAGUAUUGAAUUGCCAUUAAAGUCAUGCGAGAAUGUUCUAACAGCAAUUAACAAAAUGCUAUCUAGUGGACUAGAACUAUGCCUUGAUCACUUCAUUGCUCCAUUUGUUGGUAAUUGGCCAAAGCAAUUCUUCAUUCGAAGAUUGGUCUACUGUGAUGCACCGUCUUUACCAGCAGCUCUUCAGAACAUUGUUCCCCUCAUUGCAGGGUUUGUUUUAACGUGCAGUUCUACACAAAAUGUGCAGUUCUAAAUCCAUUUGUGCAGUUCUUAAAACUCAAAUGUGCAGUCACCAAAUGAACAAAAAUAUAACUUCAAAACAAUCUUCUCAUUUAUUCGUUUUCCUUGUGGAUGCUACAGAUGCCAGAAAUUCUGUCAUUGAGCAUCUAAAAUCUAAAUGUUUUCUGGAAGAGGAACACCAGACCCUCAUAUUUUCCUCACAAUGGAAUGGAACAGGUGGUUAAAUUGGCGUUAUCCAAAAGAGAUUAGAGUGGAAGAACCUAAUAUUCUUUACUGCCUAAAGUUAUUAUAUACUGAGUAUUCAUGAUUCCCACUUACAUGUUUUGAAACAGGUUUUGUGUGUGGUUGGGUGAAAGAAAUCUUUACCUGAACUUACGAGCCUCCAAAUUCAAAAUUUGGUGGAUACUCCCUACCUGUAGCUCCCCACCCAGAAUCGAGUUUGUCUGGCCCCACCCAACCACACCUUUAUUCUGCCACCUAUAUACAAAUUAAGAAUCUAUCAUAAUUUACAACGUUAAAUAUAGAUAAAAAUCCUUUGACCGCCCAGUCAAACACGCGAUGCUUCGUAACAUCCCUAACAUGUGCAGUGCUAAAUUCUUCUUAAAAUAAACCCUGCCUCAUUGGUCCAUUGCACAUUUCCCUAAAUGCAAGAGAAUGUUUUUUUCUUCUGAUAUUUCAUAAAACAUUUGCAGAUUUAUACACAUUCCGGGUUGGGAAAAAAGCAAAGUUGGCAAAGAAACCCAAAGCUUGGCGCAUAUCGUUAUUGCUAGAGGUUAUUUAUGAAGAAUCGACGCUUGUCAGGGACAUGAUUCUCUCAGUUUUUGGCAAGUGCAAGGAUAUUAUUGAACCUGCUUGACAACUAUAUUCCUCUUGUGCUGAGCAUUUAUUCGAUUGUGUUCAAGUGUAACAGUUAUGAUCUUUAUUGCCAGUCUUGUUGCAUUGUUGGAUCAUGUUUGUUGUGUUUCGCAGACAUCACUACAAUAAAGCUUUGCUUGUAAACCUGUCCCUGUUUCAACACUGGGAAGAAAAUACCCACUCCAUGUUUGAAACUGCGCGACAGUAUAUUGUGGCAUUCGAUGAAUAUCCCGUCGAAAAUUUCCACUCGGUCCUAAGGGCUAGAACAAAAGAAACAGAUUCAGCCGACCAGAUUGCAUUCAAAGCAAAAGAGAUUGAUGCAUGCAAGCAUGAACUACACAAUUUUUAA